AUGCUAAUUCAAUCAAUUUCUCGUCUGGUUUCUCCCUCAUUUCGAUCUCAACCCUUAAAAAUCUCAGCUUUACGGGUUUCCACAACUGUCUCAGCCGCAGAGAGAUUAUACGACCAUCUUCAGGGAUGCACGACCAAUCUCGAGAAGGAUUUAGCUUCAGUGAAAGUGAAACUAGACGCUUCUUGUAUCAACGAGGUAAUAAGAAGAUGCAAUUCAAAUCAAUUUCAAUUGGGUCUUAGGUUUUUCAUAUGGGCUGGAACUCAACGCGACCAUAGACACAGUCCUUACAUGUAUACAAAAGCUUGCGACUUUCUUAAGAUUAGAGCAAACCCAGAUUUGAUCAAGUAUGUUUUCGAAGCGUACCUUAAAGAGGAAUGUUUAGUUAGUGUUAAGACAAUGAGGAUCGUUCUGUCUAUUUGUAAUCAAGCGAAACUCGCUGAUGAGGCGUUGUGGGUAUUGCGGAAAUUUCCUGAAUUCGAGUUAUGUGCGGAUACUGUUGCGUAUAAUUUGGUGAUUAGGUUGUUUGCUGAUAAAGGAGAUUUGAAUAUGGCUGAGGAAUUGAUGAAAGAGAUGGAUUGUAUUGAUCUUUGUCCAGAUGUGAUCACUUUUACAUCAGUGAUCAAUGGGUUUUGCAAUGCGGGUAAGAUUGAUGAAGCUUGGAAGCUGGCUAAGUCCAUGAGUAAGCACGGAUGCGUGCUUAACACUGUGACGUAUUCGAGGAUUGUAGAAGGUGUCUGCAAGUCUGGCGAUAUGGAGACAGCGCUGGAGUUGUUGGUGGAAAUGGAGAAACAAGAUUGUGGUGGAUUAAUUUGUCCGAAUACGGUUACUUAUACUUUGGUAAUUCAAGCGUUUUGUGAGAAGAAGCGGAUUCGUGAGGCGUUGAUGGUAUUGGAUAGGAUGGGAGAACGAGGAUGCUUGCCGAAUCGUGUUACUGCUAGUGUUUUGAUUCAAGGGGUUUUGGAGAAUGACGAGGAUGUUAAGGAUAUUUCUAAGUUGAUUGAUAAAUUGGUGAAACUCGGUGGUGUUUCUCUUUCUGAUUGUUUUAGUUCUGCUAUCGUGUCGCUUAUCCGUAUGAAAAGAUGGGAAGAGGCGGAAAAGAUGUUCCGUCUGAUGUUGGUCCGUGGUAUUAGACCCGAUGGUCUUGCGUGCACUCUUGUUUUCAAGGAGUUAUGUUUGUUGGAAAGGUUUCACGAAUGUUUCCUUCUGUAUGAAGAAAUCGAGAAGGCAGAUGUGAAAUCAACAAUAGACUCGGAUAUACAUUCGGUUCUUUUGCUCGGUCUCUGCGAACACGGGCGAUCUUGGGAAGCUGCUAAGCUUGCGAAAUCGAUGCUUGAUAAGAAAAUGAGACUGAAUGUUUCUCAUGUCGAGAAAAUCAUCAAAGCUUUGAAGAAAACUGGUGAUGAAGAUCUCAUGCGUCGUCUCUCUACGUUUUAA
This is a messenger RNA of Arabis nemorensis, 1434 nucleotides long. NCBI's taxonomy places the organism in Eukaryota, Viridiplantae, Streptophyta, Magnoliopsida, Brassicales, Brassicaceae. The record is from the annotation of a GenBank genome assembly.